Messenger RNA from Oncorhynchus tshawytscha (Chinook salmon), 1955 nucleotides. RefSeq names its product zinc metallopeptidase, STE24 homolog (gene zmpste24). The coding region runs from base 369 to 1751 and encodes 460 amino acids. NCBI's taxonomy places the organism in Eukaryota, Metazoa, Chordata, Actinopteri, Salmoniformes, Salmonidae. Gene Ontology annotation, cellular component: endoplasmic reticulum membrane. Gene Ontology annotation, molecular function: metalloendopeptidase activity. The transcript is spliced from 10 exons. Gene Ontology annotation, biological process: CAAX-box protein processing. The record is from RefSeq and is a predicted model, not a curated record.
UUGAGAGAUAAUACAGUGACCAUGGAACCUUAGUUAUUUAGACGACUGGUUCAGUUUCACUGGGAACAAAAUUAACUGCUGCACUGACAUUUAGCAUGGCAACCGCCGUUAAACGUUAUCGAAGAAGAACAUUUAGUAUGAAUGGAAACUGGAUGUGAAUGAGCUUGCUAUCAUUUUGAGUGGACCGGUGAAUGCUAGUCAAUUUAAUCUGGGGAUAUAAACCAUACUAAGUUAUUUAAAUAUAAACAGUUGUAUCUUCUGAAUAAAGACUGGAAGGCGUGUGAACGGGCGGCUGUUCAACCAGUGAGUCCAACUAGCAACACAUGUUAGCUUGCUAACUUUAAAUAGAGACCAAGGCCAGAAUAAAGAUGGAAACAAUACUUAACCUACCAAUCGAAAAUAAGAUAUUUUAUGCUGUUCUGGUGUUCUCAUGGACGGUGUAUCUAUGGGAGGCCUACCUUGCCUACAGACAGCGGAGAAUAUACAGGUUGACCAUGCACGUACCACAAGAGUUGGGAAAGAUCAUGGACACAGACACCUUUGAGAAGUCACGCCUUUAUCAACUGGACAAGAGCAACUUCAGUUUCUGGUCUGGACUGUAUUCAGAAACUGAGGGGACGCUGAUCCUGCUGUUUGGCGGAAUCCCUUUCGUUUGGAAAGUUGCUGGGACAGUGACUGCUCGUUUUGGAUUGGGUCCAGAGUAUGAGAUCUUCCAGUCUCUUUCGUUUCUGAUACUAGCAACCCUGUUCAGUGCAUUCACUGGUCUUCCCUGGAGUAUCUACAACACAUUUGUUAUUGAGGAGAAGCAUGGCUUCAACCAGCAGACACUGGGGUUCUUCCUAAAGGAUGCUGUAAAGAAGUUUAUUGUGACCCAGUGUAUCUUGUUGCCUGUGACCUCACUGCUCCUCUACAUCAUCAAGAUUGGUGGAGACUUCUUCUUCAUCUACGCCUGGCUCUUCACACUGGGUGUCUCGCUUGUUCUGGUAACCAUCUAUGCGGACUACAUUGCGCCCCUAUUUGACAAGUUCACCCCUUUGCCAGAGGGUGAGCUGAAGGAAGAGAUUGAAAGCAUGUCGAAGUCUAUCAGUUUCCCUCUCACUAAGGUCUAUGUUGUAGAAGGUUCCAAGCGUUCCUCUCACAGUAACGCUUACUUCUAUGGGUUCUUCAAGAACAAGCGCAUAGUGUUGUUCGACACCCUGCUGGAGGACUACUCUCCCCUCAACAAGGACGGCGAGCCAGAGAUUGACACACUAACCGAGGACAAAUCCAAGCUCAAGAACAAGAAGCAAGGCUGCAACAAUCCAGAGGUCUUGGCGGUGUUGGGCCACGAGCUGGGCCAUUGGAAGUUGGGCCACACUGUGAAAAACAUAGUAAUCAGUCAGAUGAACUCCUUCCUGUGCUUCUUCCUCUUUGCUGUGCUAAUUGGACAGAAGGAGCUGUUCAUGGCCUUUGGUUUCUAUAACAGCCAGCCCACUUUGAUUGGGUUGAUGAUCAUAUUCCAGUUCAUCUUCUCCCCAUACAAUGAGGUCCUGUCCUUCUGUCUGACUGUCCUGAGCCGCAGGUUUGAGUUCCAGGCGGACUCCUUUGCGCGGGGCAUGGGUCGAGCCUCGGAGCUCUGCUCUGCACUCAUCAAGCUCAACAAAGACAACCUGGGCUUCCCUGUGGCUGACUGGCUCUUUUCCAUGUGGCACUACUCCCACCCUCCCCUCCUGGAGCGCCUACGGGCCCUGGGAAGCACCAAGCAGGACUGACGAGUCCCAAAAGGAGAGCCACGCCCGCUGCCUCUCCCAAAGGGUCUCCACAUGCCUCUUCUGGCACUCUGAUGUAGUCUCCCCUAUUUUCCUCUCUGUUUCCCUAUUUUUGUUCUCCUUUAUCCUUGCCAUUAUGUUCCUUUUUUGGUUCAAUUUUUUUCCCAGUUUCAAACUUGCACAAUACCAGAAGUUUUCAGAAAUCUA